GCAGAACUUUGAAACAUUGAAGUCCCAUAAGAACUUGAGUAUUGUCAGUUAAACGAAAAAUAUUGCUGUUUAUAGGGUAACGGAAAUGGUAUCUGAUUCUUAAAGAAAACUAAUUUUAUAUUGUUAUAAAUAUAAAAUUGAAAACAACAAACGACUGAAAUUAUUUGUUAAAACAGAAGAAAGUGAAUGUUAUAUUACUAUUCAACUACGAACGUUGAGAUAGAUUUUGUUUGCAAAACAUUAACCUAUAUGCAUUCGUAAUGCUUAUAGGUUGUAUCUUGUUAUUACGCCAUAAUGAGAAAGGAUGAUGAAAAGUUAUUAAAUAUUUUAUCAUUAAUUUUUAUCAUGGAUUGAAACUUUAUACUUGUAUUGAAUACAAAUCAUACGUACAUGUUGCAAACUUUGUUUGUAAACAAACAUAUUUUUAUUUUGUAUAUCCACGUGUUAUGUAUACUUUUCGGAAUUGUAUAGAAUGGCCGAAAGAGAUGGUAAAAUCGAAUUUGUGACAGAACCUUUUCCUAUUAAACCACGAAAAUUCGGACCACAGAAUGUUGUUGUACGUCUUAGAAGAAGAGAAACAUUUGGCUGUCCAUAUCCAGGAACUCAUGUUCAUAGUGCUAGACAAUUUUAUCAAAAUGUAUUUCCAAAUUUUACAAUCAUGAACGUGGAAAAACCCCCAUGUUUUCUCAGGAAAUUCAGUCCAGAUGGAAAAUAUUUGAUUGCUUUUAGUGCAGAUCAAACAUCUAUAGAAGUAUACGAAUAUCGUGGAGCAUCUGCUGCAGCAGAUCUUUUAGCCGACGUUGAAGGUGAAUACAUAGGACAUAAAAAUGAUGAUGUUAAUAUUAAUAUAAGAUGCAAUGUUUUCAGUCGAUUUUUCAAGGCUAAAUGGACGAUUAAUGUAGUUCAAUGCAACCAACAAUUAAAUAGAGAAUGUAGUUUAUUUACAGAUGAUUGUCGUUAUGUUAUUGUUGGCUCUGCAGCACAUAUUCCUGAUGAACUCAGGCCUCAUUUUUAUCAAAUUUAUUCAAAUAACGAGGCAUUGACACCUAAUCCAAGAUCUCCACUUGAGGAUUAUACUCUACACUUGGUUGAUAUACGAGAUGGAAAAUUAUGUCACACUAGACAUUUCAAAGUUGAUAAAAUAUAUUUAUCACAUAAUCAAGGUCUGUAUUUAUACAAAGAUAUUUUGGCUGUGUUAUCUGUGCAACACCAAACUAUACAUGUAUUUAAAAUUCUUAAUGGAAUGUUUAUAUAUAUCAAAUUAAUAGGAAGGUUUUGUAUGGGAGAUGAAGCUUAUUUAUUUUCAUUUGGUGCAUGGCGCGGUGUAAAUUAUAGAUCAUUUAGGGAUACCAGAAUAAACAGCCUUAAACACAAAUUAUUAGUAUUUUUAUAUAGGAGGGCAGAAUAUAUAAGCGAUACAACUAAUGACCCAUAUGAAUUGAGACGAUUUUAUCAAUAUUUUGAUCAGUUGAAUGCAUUGAGAAUGUGGAAGAUGCAAUUAUUAGAUGCAAAUCAUAUACUUAUAAGAUUUGCUAGCGAAGAAGUUGCGACUCUUCAAGCAAACGAACCAAAUGCACAACCAGCUCUUCUCGUUGUAUAUAAUAUGGAGACUGCUAAAAUUUUGGCGGUAUAUGAUAAUGCAUCUACUCAAUUACUGACCCAAUUUGAAAAUUUCAGUGAUUUUUUUAGAAAUGCUAGAAUGAGUACAGAUUGCCAAUACAUGUGUUCUCCGUCAAAUAAUAUUUAUGCACGAUUAAUGCAACAGAGGUUCAAACAGACAAUAGUCAGUGCCAGAUAUGGUGGAAUUACUGAAGCAACAAAAAGGUUACUUGCACAAUUACCAAUUUGUGCUCAAUCUUAUUCAAGUUCUCCAUACCUUGAUCUAUCUUUGUUCUGUUAUGAUGAUAAAUGGGUAUCUAUGAUGGAACGACCUAAAGCUUCUGGAGAACAUCCUAUUCGCUUUUAUGCACGUGAUUCUGGUCUUCUAAAAUUCAAAAUGUACGCAGGAAUGUUUGGUCGUACAGCACCAACUGCAGCAAGAAGAUUAGUAGCGUUUAUUUUUCAUCCAACAGAUCCAUUUGCUAUAUCAGUCCAACGUACCAAUGCUGAAUACAUCGUCAGUUUCCAUAUAAGGCAUAUCUGAAUGAUGUAUAACAAUAUUAUAAUAUUAUCAAAAAAGUAUCUAUUUUCAAGACAUUGUUGCUGCUCUGUUAUAGCAAGCUACUUAAAAUAAUUUGAUAGUAUAUAAAAUACUUUUCUAUGCAGGAACAAAAAUAUCAUAUCUAUAUUGAUAUAUGGCAAGAUAUAAAUGUAAAUAGAAAAUUCUUUAUACCUAGAUUUUUUGUACAAAAUAAUACGGACUCAAUAUUUAAUAUUAUCGUUAUUUAAAGAGUCACGAUUGUCUCUUUUAUUGUACAUAAACAGGAUGAUGUAAAAUAAUUCUUGCCAUAAUAUUUUAUUCGGAAGAUUAUAAAAACAUUUCUAACAUUAAUAUAAAAUACAAAAUAUCGAUAAAGAGGAA
This is a messenger RNA of Vespula pensylvanica (western yellowjacket), 2521 nucleotides long. It is a transcript of the gene abo, whose product is annotated as DET1 homolog. The record is from RefSeq and is a predicted model, not a curated record. Lineage: Eukaryota; Metazoa; Arthropoda; Insecta; Hymenoptera; Vespidae. Bases 473 to 2143 code for a protein of 556 amino acids. Gene Ontology annotation, molecular function: ubiquitin-like ligase-substrate adaptor activity; ubiquitin protein ligase binding. The transcript is spliced from 8 exons. Gene Ontology annotation, biological process: protein ubiquitination; positive regulation of proteasomal ubiquitin-dependent protein catabolic process. Gene Ontology annotation, cellular component: cullin-RING ubiquitin ligase complex; nucleus.